Durusdinium trenchii is the source of this 309-nucleotide messenger RNA. The record is from the annotation of a GenBank genome assembly. NCBI's taxonomy places the organism in Eukaryota, Dinophyceae, Suessiales, Symbiodiniaceae.
AUGUCCGAGAAACUGGCGGACAUGGGCAGCGUCAACAUCCAGGUGACGGUGCAACAGGCCACCCACGAACAGAUGGAGAAGUACAUCCGCUCGAAGGGUUCCGAGCAUUUCUUGGGUGCUGAGCUCAAGCUCACCACGCAGGGAGGGGAAGAGCUCAAAGGUGAGCUUUACUGUGUCCAAGAGACGGACAGCAGCUGCAUUUUGCGGCAACUGCUGCAAGACGGGUGCGCCAACUACUUCUGGCUCAAAUGGCACCUUGGAAGGAAAAUACACCAUCACACAGUGAGCAACUGUGAGUGUACACUGUGA